UGCGAGCCUUCUGUGCGUCGAUUGCCUAAUCAGAUUCAUGACGUCAAACGCGUCAUAAUAUAUCCGCUUUAAUCGUGAGACAUAUGUACACAGUGCACGGCGGACAUCAUUUUCGUAUUUGCACUCACAGACUGACAGUGCGAGACAUUGGUAGUGAGGCGUGCACCAAGCACUGUUUUUGCUGCUACUUUCAGUUGGCAGUGCGAAACUAGGAAUGGCGAAUGCACCGCAGUACGGGGAUGCUCAGCCCCCUGCAUAUUCACCUUACGGAGACGGAGGUAUGAAGGCUGACAUGGCAGGCGGUGCCGGUGGUUAUCCUGCCCAGGGCGCACCUUACCCGCCGGGAAAUUACCCACCCGGGCCAUCCGCUAAUUACCCUCCUGCCGGCUACCCGGCGGGCGUAGCGUAUCCGGUUGUUGUUCAGCCACCAUUAACUACAACAACUACCACAGUUGUGCAUAAACAAGGGGUCAACCACUGUCUCCACUGCUGCAUUAGCAUCUUCUGUUUCCCGUGGAUCAUUGUUUGGAUCUGUCUGUGCAUGGCCGAAGAUAACGAGACGACCCAGCGAUCUAUAGUGGUACAUCAGUAAUGCUUCUCAGAUACUCUAGGACCAACAUAACGCUAGACUGCAUGCUUUAAAAUAUAUUAAAUUUUAUAAUAAAAAAAAUUAGCACAUUAUUUUAUGAUUAUAAAUUGAUGACUUAUUAGUUCUCAUGGUGUGUGAACUAGAUUGUAUUGAAUUUUAUCAUGACACAUUUAAUUAAGUUUUAAAUGCAAGAAAAUGUUACUUUUACUGUGUAUAAAAGAUUGGGAAUCAUGGAUGAUAAAAGCACUAAUAUAUACUUGUUAUACUUAUAUCUAUUCAUACAAAAUGUAUUCCAGAACACGAACAAGUUUUCUAAGAUAUGUUAGUAAUUCCAAUUAUUUUGUCCAAAUUAAAAAUUAGGCCAUAAAAAUUAUGUAAAA
This is a messenger RNA of Priapulus caudatus, 969 nucleotides long. RefSeq names its product cysteine-rich and transmembrane domain-containing protein 1-like. The record is from RefSeq and is a predicted model, not a curated record. The transcript has 4 exons. Bases 215 to 592 code for a protein of 125 amino acids. Lineage: Eukaryota; Metazoa; Priapulida; Priapulimorpha; Priapulimorphida; Priapulidae.